CUCGUGUGUUGAGGUUACUUGGCAUUCUGGGACACAAACAGUAGUUGGUACGAAUGAAAGCGACAACAGCAGCGCCAAGCACUAAAGGAGGGACGGCGAAGAGACAAACAAGCGACUACCGAAGGGACAAACUGCGUUGAAGCACCCGUUUUACGGCUCGUGCUCGUGGGAUUCGAGAGAAGCCGAGCCGGGGGCCAACUGAGUGCGGUUUUAGUGUCAGAGCUCCAGCGCUGGUAUUUAUCCUCGAGACGUCUGAAUAGCUAAACGGCGGCAGUGAAGUUAGCCUCGCAUUGAUUUUUGCUACUGUUUUGGGCUAGAUGGGAACACGAUUAUCUUCGUUUGAUGUCCCUUCAGUUCGUCUUUUUCCGCUCCGGGCAGAUUUUCCUGUCUGUUUACUCAGUGUGAAAACUGUGAAUAUGGCGAGUGUUCGGGACAACGACAGCGAAACUUGCUCUCCCGAGUCACUGGACUGGUACAUCACCCAACUAGUUUACCCAAGAUAAACACCACCUCGCUGGAUAACCCAUGAAAUGGCCAAGAAGCGAUUUAGUUCAUCUUUGUGUCUCUUUUGCUGUCGGAACAGCACAUUUAUUGACUACUGCUGCUGAAAUCUACAUAUGAAAAUAUAAACUUUUCCUGCAUUGAACCUGAACUGAUCAGCACCUUUCGGGCUGGAUGUGACAUCUGUCCGGAAGGAUCUACCAUCACAGCAGUCUCCAGGUCAUCUGAGCCGUACUUCUGGUCCCCGGAGCUUAUUUGAGGGUCAACAUGUCAGCGUCUGGGGUCACGACCGUGCAGCUGUUCACCAAGCUUGUCAAGUAUGCAGUGGGCAAGACGCAGAUUCAUCUGAACCGCUGGCUGCAGAGGACAGCUAUAGAUGACUGUGACAAAAUAGACAUCCUGGUCUGCAGCGCCUUUGAUGAGAGAGGGGCCGGUGUGGGGAAGUCCGAUGUGGACCCUGAGGUGAUGACUGACUCUGGAGGGGUGGCCUUCACCAGCAGCGGAGAGUUCAGACACCCCUGUUGUAUCACCACCUUCUGCUUCAAGAGUGCUCUGCUGGCAUGCAUUCUGACAGCUGUGUGCUUCUCCUCGGUCGCCCUUGUGCGACAGUACCUCAAGGACCUCCUGCUCUGGGUGGAGAGCCUCGACAGCCUGGUUGGAGCCAUGCUUUUCAUAGUUGGUUUGAUUAUUGUGUCGUUUCCAUGUGGAUGGGGAUAUAUUGUUCUCAACGUGGCAGCUGGAUAUCUCUAUGGCUUUGUGCUGGGCAUGGGACUGGUUAUGGUGGGAGUUUUAAUAGGUACGUUUGUAGCACACCUGGUGUGCAAAAGGUUGCUGAGUGACUGGGUGCUGAGCAAAGUAGGGAACAGUGACCAGCUCAGUGCCGUUAUACGAGUGGUGGAAGGAGGAAGUGGACUCAAAAUCGUGGCCUUAGCAAGACUCACCCCGAUACCAUUUGGGCUCCAAAAUGCAGUUUUUUCGAUCACAGAUGUGUCCUUGCCCAACUACCUGGUGGCCUCCUCUGUGGGUCUGCUGCCCACACAGCUCCUCAACUCCUACCUGGGCACCACGCUACGCACGAUGGAGGACGUCAUCGCCGAGCAGAGCGUCAGCGGCUACUUUGUGUUCAGCCUGCAGAUCAUCAUCAGCAUCGGUCUGAUGUUCUACGUGGUCCAUCGGGCUCAGGUGGAGCUGAACGCAGCCAUCGCCGCCUGCCAGAUGGAGCUGAAGUCCUCACACAUGAACGGCUCCUCCUCCAGUCAUGGGGGCUUCUCUUACUGCAGCAAGAGGGCGGCGGCUGGAGGUGCGGCCUGCAUCAACGUGGUCUGACUUCAGCCGACCGCGGCUCUGACGCUCGUAGGACUGCGUUUUAACGGAGUUAAGAACGAGCGUGCCGGAGGCGUCGUUUUUCUUCAUGCGAUCGUAUUCCGGCCAGCCGUUUGGGAAAACCCUGAGCCUCUUUCCUGUUUUUCUAGUUUUAGGCACGUGGGACCACGCGCCUUUGUCGAACCUCUGCCGUGACGAUUGGUUUGCUUUACAUUAUUGGGAGUUUUUGUAAUUACCGUUAAAGAACCUCUUAAUACUUGCUGUUACAGGAGAUGUCAAUGAAAUGCUGACGUUUAGUAGGAUCUCAUGGGUCGUGGAGAACACGGCAAGGCUUUAACUGCCUGCUGUCUUUGAUAUGAAUGUGCAAUUUGGAACUUUCUUGAGAACCAAGGAACUGAUUUUGUGUUGCUAACCUAUGCACCUUUAUUUCAUACUGUUCCUUCUGGUUUUGCUUGGUUUCAGGGGACUUUGUCUACAUUUGUUGCUCGUUUAGAGCAAACAAAAUAAGGGCAUUAAUAACACAUUUGAAUAUAUAUAAAUAUAUUUUAUUUUGUCUAAUUUUUCUAAGUGUCUUUAAAGGAGAAGAGAGGGAAGGCUCUCUGUGACAUCAGCUGACUUACCCAGAGAGGGCUUUUUGAGGAAGAUGAGCCGGCUUCACGGCAGGAAACUCAGGAAUGCUUUUUCCGAGACGUUUUGAGUCCGAGGAUACGGAGGCAUUCCCACACUAAAGUGCGAUGUCCUGGAAAAGGCUCAGAUCUAUUUACUUUCAACUUUUUCUUUACUUUUUAAGGCGAGAUGAUCAGCUAAGGUUUAUUGUGAUUUCUUUGACUAAUUAGUGCAAUACGUGUUAAAGAGGGGAUGAGAAGGCAUGAAUGUGCUAAAACCAAACUAAUCCAACAAAAUCCUGUCAUUAAAUGGAAGUAACACAAACCUUGCGUGUCUAUUAGGUUUGAUGUUGAGAUAAUCGUACUGAACGGACAUGAAGAGGCUUUUAUUUUUAGGAGCCUUAAAGAAAUGCACUGUAAAAUCUGAUCAGUUACUCUUACCGGAAAAAAGAUUGUAAACCGAUUGCAGUUAAAAUAAUAAGUAGGUAAUUAUGUUGGACACAAAAUGUGUAUAAAGUCAAAUGCAUUUAAAUACAAGCUACUACAACUAAGAAAAACCAAUUAAAUGGUAAAUGGCCUGUAUUUAUAUAGCCCCCCCAAGGCACUUCACAACACAAUCAGUCAUUCACCCAUUCACACGCUGGUGACGAUGAUGAGCUACGAUGUAGCCACAGCUGCCCUGGGACACAUGAUGGAAGCGACAGGUUCCUCCGACCACCAGCAGACUAGUGUUAAGUGUCUUGCUCAAGGACACAUUCUCUGGCGGGAGCUGGGAUCGAACCUGCAACCUUCCGAUUACUGGAACACCCGCUCUACCUUCUGAGCUACUGCCGUCCCUUGUAGAUAUGAAGUACUUAGGAAAUAGCUUACUAAAAUAGUACUUGGAUCUUAGUUAAAGCAGUAGUUCCGAGUCUUCCCCUAGUAAAAUGUAUAUUUGACUUUUUUAUAUAUUUGAGUUUAUUCUUUACUUUUUCUAUUUUUUUUUUUUUUUUUUUGCUAGGUCCACCCCGGUACCAUAGAGCCUUAUGUAAUAUUACUUAGUAUAUUAAAUGAUAAAUGACCCGUACUUGUAUAGCGCCUCUCAGAGUAAGGACUCCAAAGCGCUUUACACUACAGUGUAUCAUUCAUCCAUUCACACACACAUUCACACACUGAUGGUGAUGAGCUACAUUGUAGCCACAGCUACCCUGGGGCGCACUGACAGAGGCGAGGCUGCCGAGCACUGGCGCCACCGGUCCCUCCGACCACCACCAGCAGGCAAGGUGGGUCAAGUGUCUCGCCCAAGGACACAACAGCAGAAAUCUCUGUCUGGAGCCGGUAUCGAACCUGCAACCUUCCGAUUACUGGACAACUUGUUGAGCUACUGCUGCCCCUAAUAUUACCGCUCAGCAUUAGCCAGUAGCGUUAAACAUCCGCCUACGUACAGAUGAUGAUCGCGGAGCGUGCGUUAGCAGAAGUACCCAGACAGACGCAGACUUGGCAACAUGUCUUAUCGACAAUUAAAUUUAAAAUGUGUAUAUCUGAAAAAACAGCGUGACGUAAGAAUAACUGUAAAACUGGGUGAUUUAGCGCUGUUGCGUGGCUAGAUGCGCAGCAUGAAUGAGAGGCAUGGCUUUCAGCCGUAACUACAGAAGUAGGGAGAGGGAAUGAAAGGUGCGAUGCGUUUUGCUGCCUCUAGAUGGAGCCCUCUGAGAACAAACUCUGGAUUUCCACUUUAAGCAGUAGUAGCCCGUAAGUACGUUUUUAAUUACUUUGUACUGGUUUGUCUCUGUUAUAGUGACUUGCAAUUAAGUGGAUUUUACUUUGUACACAUUAGUGGCUCCAACACACUUAUCAUGUGUACUUAAUAUUGUACCUGCCAUCAGAUCCCAUGCUAUUUUUCAAGUAAGUGUAACUAAUCCGAUUUUAGAGUGUAAAAACUUUAAUUGUGAGGACAGACGUCACCUGUGAACGCUCUGUGUGUGUCUUUUAGCUCUUCAGACAACAAAGUUCUCCUGCUGUAGUCUACUUUGCACAAAGCCCGCUGCAAUAAACGUUUUCAUACAGAUGUGUUGAACUAGGAAGACUUUUGGUUGAACUGGAAAUUAAAAGCUGACAAUCAAACGCAACACAGACAUUACAUAAAGAAUGUGGUACUAUGUUUUUAUUUUAUUACAUUAUGAUGCUGCUUCCCAGACAAAGUCUGGUAGAGGAAUAAAAAGGGCUUCUAUGUGAUUGUUUUUAUUCGUCUGAACACAUUCCACGCUGUCAGUCCUCUGAGAAGCUGUUAGUUUCUCAUGUUGAAGAUCCACUUCCUGUUUAAAUUUAGCAAUAAUUCAGUCAACAGCAAAGAUAAGAGAAGAAAAAAAACAUUUAUCCGUAAAAUCUUUUGCCAAGGUUCUGGAAUUUGGAAUUGUUCAUUCCCAGCGUUGUUUAUUUGACUGUAAUGAAUGAUUGUGACUAUUUCCAAGUCCGUGUUGACGUGUUCAGCCUGCCUUUUUUUUUUACCUCCUGCUGCCUCUGAUGGAAAUUUCUGCUGCCAACGAUGUGAACGGCAUGUCACCAGACGACUAAAUGUGACAGCUACCUUUUGUAGCACUUUGUUUGGAGAGUUCCUAAAAAAACAACUAGAUGUUUAGCUGAUUCACUUUAUUGUCGCGUGAACAUCUUCAACCGCCGUUUAUUUAGUCUGUAACAAAAACAAGUAGACAGACGAUAUUUAGCCUUUUAGAUGCAUCUCUUUUUCACUCUUUUUUUUUUAAAUAUCAAAAGUGUGAAAAAUAGUCGACCAAAACUCUUAAAAAGUGUCUUAAUGGAAAAUAUUCAGAUCAAAGGUGGAAAACGAUGCUUUUCAUACAGAAUUUAUGAAACUUGAUUGGCAACACACUUAUGAUGAUUUCGGUGUCUCGUUGGACACUUUAAAAUAUUUCGUUUAAAUGUGCGAAAUACAUGAAAGGUUCUUUGUAGGCUUAUCUCUGAAAUAUAGUUAUGCAACACCUGAUUCUGAAGGGAGGCGUGAGCUGCAAUACUUCCCGGUCUGUAUCAAGUGCAUUACAAAUAUACUGUAUUUUGUAAUACGGAGAGUUUUACAGUGUAUAAAAGCUAUUUAUCACUGUAUGAUGCUUGUUCAGUGUUAUUUAUGAUGGAGACAAUAAAAUAUCUCAGAAUUUGUUA
Messenger RNA from Nothobranchius furzeri (turquoise killifish), 5582 nucleotides. It is a transcript of the gene acot13, whose product is annotated as acyl-CoA thioesterase 13. The record is from RefSeq and is a predicted model, not a curated record. Lineage: Eukaryota; Metazoa; Chordata; Actinopteri; Cyprinodontiformes; Nothobranchiidae. Gene Ontology annotation, cellular component: endoplasmic reticulum. Gene Ontology annotation, biological process: positive regulation of bone resorption; regulation of cytosolic calcium ion concentration; positive regulation of osteoclast differentiation. Gene Ontology annotation, molecular function: fatty acyl-CoA hydrolase activity.